AUGACGAAAGCUGAUGUGGAUUGUGUCACUGCGGAUGGACUGUCGUGGAGAUGUAAACCCUGUCAAGAUACAAGAAGAAAGAGUAUGCAGUUCGAAUCUGGCGUGGAGGAGGGUAAGAUUACAUUGGCUGAUAUCAUGAAAAAAAUAACCGAAAUGUCUGAAGCCCAGAAAGUGCAGGACGCUAGCUUUAACAAAAGCUACGAGUCUCUCAGUGAAAAACUAGACGAAAACACGAAAGCUGUAACUGAUCAAAACAGUUCUAUAGAAAGAUGUUUGAAAAUUAUUGAUGAUCUCACACAAAAAAACAUACAACUUCAGAAAAAAGUUGAUGAGCUUGAGAAAAGAGUAGACGACAUGGAGCAAUAUUCUAGGCUCAAUGCAGUGGAAAUUCAUGGAAUCCCUGAGGAGAAAAAUGAAGAUGUUAUCAGCAUCGUUAAGGAAGUGGGGAAGGCGCUCGACAUGACGAUCUCCGACACCAUGAUUGACGCCUGUCACCGACUAGGGAGGAGAACCGACCCAAACAGACCACCCCCAGGAAUCAUCGUGAAAUUCGUCAGACGCCUGGACAAGGAGGAACUUCUCAAGAAACGACGAGUCAAGAAUAACCUCUCAACAAGACACAUGAACAUGGGGACCGACCAACCUGUCUACAUAAAUGAGGCGCUGUCACCGGCAAAGAGGAGGCUGUUUGCAGAGGCUCGGCAACUCAAAAAGGAGAAGAUGUACAAGUUCCUGUGGGUUCGUGGAGGCAAGAUUUUCAUGCGCAAAGACGAAGAAUCUACAUCAAUCCAGGUGACCUGCAAAGCUGAUUUUGCAAGUUUGUAA
Messenger RNA from Homalodisca vitripennis (glassy-winged sharpshooter), 825 nucleotides. RefSeq lists its product as uncharacterized. The coding region runs from base 1 to 825 and encodes 274 amino acids. Lineage: Eukaryota; Metazoa; Arthropoda; Insecta; Hemiptera; Cicadellidae. The record is from RefSeq and is a predicted model, not a curated record. The transcript has a single exon.